Molecule: messenger RNA, 600 nt
Organism: Dermatophagoides pteronyssinus (European house dust mite)
Lineage: Eukaryota; Metazoa; Arthropoda; Arachnida; Sarcoptiformes; Pyroglyphidae
Product: 40S ribosomal protein S5-like
Source: RefSeq, a predicted model, not a curated record
GAGCCGUCAGCAAUGAGCGCUGUAGAAAUUCAGAAGGUUAAGCUGUUCGGGAAGCACAGUUACGAGCGCAUCAGCUGCAGCGACCUCGCGCUGGUCGACUACAUCAGCGUGCGGAACGCCGGCGCUUGCUUCACGCCGCACACCUCCACGCGCAACCGCAAGCGCUUCAGCAAGGCGAACUGUCCGAUCGUGGAACGUCUGGUCAACUCCGUGAUGAUGCACGGCCGCAACACGGGCAAGAAGCUCAAGGCGAUCCGCGCAGUGCGCGAAGCCUUCGACAUCAUCGAACUCACCACGAACAAAAACCCGAUCCAAGUCUUGGUCGACGCCGUCGCCAAGGGCGGCGCGCGCGAAGACUCCACGCGCAUCGGCGCCGGAGGCAUCGUGCGUCGCCAGGCGGUCGACGUGAGUCCCUACCGCCGCGUGGGCCAAUCGCUUUACCACAUGACGCAAGGCGCGCGCGUCUCCGCAUUCCGCUCCGGCAAGACGCUAUCCGAAUGCCUCGCUGACGAGAUUGUCGCGUGCUCUCGCGAGUCGUCCAACUCUUACACCAUCAAAAAGAAGGACGAAAUCGAGCGCGUGGCUAAGGUGAACCGAUAA